AUGGUCUCAGAGACAUCUGGUUCCCUGAAAGAACCGACAGCCAUGGAGAAACGCAAGGGAACCCCCGAGUCCCUCACUGACUCGCAAGAUAUCGAAUUCCGUUAUCUAGAACUCGAAACGCCUUUGCCUACGCCAUUUAUCACUUUGCCUCCUGGUCCAAAUCAGUCGCCGGCACCUGACGCGCCUAGUCUGGAGAAAUACAUUUCGCCCUUCUUAUGGCCGAGAUGGCGCAAGUCUAUGAUGACCUACAUUGCUUGUGCGGUUACUGCGCUCGCUGGUUAUGCUGCUGGUGAGGUUAGUCCUGCUUCGGAGGAAUUGACUGUGGAGUGGGGGAUUAGUACUGUGGUGUAUAACCUCAGUAUCACUAUCUUCUGUGUUGGAUUUGCACUUGCGCCUAUGCUGCUUGCCCCAUUUAGUGAGCUAAAUGGUCGGCGGCCGAUUUUCAUUGCAAGUGGUAUUGUCUUUGUUGCCUCUCUAUGUGGCUGCGGAGGAACAAACUCUUUUGCUGGAUUGUGCAUUGCUCGUUUCUUCCAAGGUGUGGGUGGCUCGACCUUCUCAACAAUGGUCGGCGGCGUCAUCAGCGACAUCUACCACGCCCACGAUCGCAACACAGCAAUGGCUCUCUUCUCAGCAUCAGCCCUUUUUGGAACUGGACUCGCGCCACUACUCUCCAGUGUGAUUGUCAGCCACACCACCUGGCGCUGGGUCUACUUCUCGCACGCAAUUGUAGCAGCAGCCUUCGUCGUGAUCAUCUACUUCUUCUUCAAAGAAACCCGCGGCAGCGUCCUUCUAAGCCGAAAGGCAAAGACACUGAACAAGUACUACGAAAAACUCGAAGAAGCAGGCCACUACGGCGUCAUCCUCUCAGAUUAUGAAUCCUCCGACGAGAAAUGCAUCCGCCGAAUCCGAUGGAAGGUCAAGAGCGACGAGCAACGCGCUUCGAUCCUAAGCAUGGUCCAGAUCUCACUCUAUCGACCAUUCCAUAUGCUCGUAACAGAACCAGUCGUCUUCUUCUUCUCUCUCUGGGUUUCCUUCAGCUGGGCAGUCCUGUACCUCCAAUUCAGCUCAGUUCCUCUAAUUUUCCGCACGAACCACAACUUCACAACCGAGCAAACAGGCGCAGUUUUCACAUCGAUGUGCGUCGGCGUAAUCAUCAUCACAGUUAUCAGUAUCUACCAAGAGCGCGUGGCAAAGUCAUUCGGUCUCCACUCCACCGCGGCAGAAGGUCGACUGUACUUCGUCUGCGUCGAGUCUAUUUUACUGCCUAUUGGACUUUUCUGGUUUGGGUGGACUUCUUUCCCGUCUGUGCCGUGGAUUGUGCCUGCUAUGGCUGUUGGAUGUGCUACUAUGGGCAUUUUCUCGAUUUAUUUGGCUACUUUUAAUUAUCUUGCUGAUACCUAUCAUCGGUAUGCCAGUUCUGCGAUUGCGGCGCAGUCUUGUUGCCGGAACUUGCUUGGUGGUGUUUUCCCUUUGGUUACCAAUGCCAUGUUUAACAAUCUUGGAUAUCCUGAGGCAUCUAGUCUGCUGGGAGCACUUGGUGCUGUUCUCACUCUAGUACCAUGGGUGCUGGCCUUCUAUGGACCUCAAAUUCGAGCCAAGAGUAAGCUCGCAAGCGAACUCGCUCAUUGA
Molecule: messenger RNA, 1629 nt
Organism: Penicillium antarcticum
Lineage: Eukaryota; Fungi; Ascomycota; Eurotiomycetes; Eurotiales; Aspergillaceae
Exons: 7
Coding region: 1-1629 (542 amino acids)
Biological process (GO): transmembrane transport
Molecular function (GO): transmembrane transporter activity
Source: RefSeq, a predicted model, not a curated record